AUGGCCUGCUGCUCCACUAGCUUCUGUGGGUUUCCCAGCUGCUCCAUUGGUGAGAACUAUAGCUCCAACUUCUUCCAGCCAAGCUGCUGCCAGAGUGGCUUUGGCAUUGGAGGUGGCAUUGGCUGUGGCCAGGAGAGUGGCUGUGGAGCGGUGAGCUUCCGUGUCAGGUGGUGCCGCCCAGACUGCCGCGUGGAGGGCACCUGCCUGCCCCCCUGCUGUGUGGUGAGCAGCACACCCCCAACCUGCUGCCAGCUGCACCAUGCCCAGGCCUCCUGCUGCCGCCCAUCCUACUGUGGACAGUCCUGCUGUCGCCCAGCCUGCUGCUGCUACUGCUGCCAGCCCACCUGUUAA
This is a messenger RNA of Castor canadensis (American beaver), 351 nucleotides long. NCBI's taxonomy places the organism in Eukaryota, Metazoa, Chordata, Mammalia, Rodentia, Castoridae. The record is from RefSeq and is a predicted model, not a curated record.